GUGUGUGUGAAAAUAGUGAGAAAAGAGCCGUAGCUCAUAGUUAGAAAGAAAGAGAGAGUUUUGUAGUGCGGUAGCACUUUUGUAUGAGUGUAUUUUGUCAUUUCUUUUUAAUGAGAAGUUUUUAAUCUCAUUUAUCCUUCCAUACUUCAUCUUUGUAGAGUGCUUCUAUAUUUUGUGUGUCAAAUACUCCAACAGUCCUCUUCUCGGCAGUCUCUACUGUUUCAAGAUUCCUCCUCUCGGCAACCUCUAGGAUUUGGGACGUCCUCUUCUCGGCAGCCUCUACUGUUUCAAGAUUCAUCCCCUCGGCAGCCUGGGGCUUCCUCCUCUCGGCAGCCUAUAGGGUUUACAAAUCCUACUAAUGGCUCUUUCACUUCUAGGUUUCCGACCUCUAACCUUCCGUAUCUUGAAGAGUUUGGAGGAAACGAUUACAGCCUAUGGAACCGCGUCCCUCUCCUCUGACACAGCCCGGGUGCCACACUCCUAUCCUCUGACGCAGACUGUGGAGCCACACUCCUCUCCUCUGAUUCAGCACGUGGAGCCUCGCUCCUCUCCUGUGUCUCUGCACGAGGAGCUACAGUCCUCUCCUGCGUCUCAGCACGAGGUGUCACGGGCCUCUUCUCCAUCACAGCCUGAGGAGCUACGUGCCUCUUCUUCAUCACAGCCCGAGGACCGAUGCGCCUCUCCUCCGUCACAGCUAUCUCUGAUUCGCCACAUUCCUAUGUGGCCGCUGCUGAAGUUGACAUUGCCGGUCCGCCGUUGUGCGAAGCGGGCAUGGGAUGUGUUGGACUGGUGUAUCGGGGUGAACAAGCGUCAGAAGCCCGACCCUUGAUGCUGACCUGAAGUCUCUUUUGAAGACAAUUUUGAUGUAUCGGUAGUAGCAUUUUUGUACUAGCUUGUACUUGAAUUUGUUCGAAAUGAAAUUGUAAAGUCUAUCCCAAAUUUCA
Salvia splendens (bonfire salvia) is the source of this 944-nucleotide messenger RNA. RefSeq lists its product as uncharacterized. The record is from RefSeq and is a predicted model, not a curated record. NCBI's taxonomy places the organism in Eukaryota, Viridiplantae, Streptophyta, Magnoliopsida, Lamiales, Lamiaceae. The coding region runs from base 359 to 829 and encodes 156 amino acids. The transcript has 2 exons.